Molecule: messenger RNA, 306 nt
Organism: Iphiclides podalirius (scarce swallowtail)
Lineage: Eukaryota; Metazoa; Arthropoda; Insecta; Lepidoptera; Papilionidae
Source: the annotation of a GenBank genome assembly
AUGAAUAAGGACUACUUAGACAGUGCUGUGAUCAGGAAACGCGGGCGACCUGCUGGAAAAAGACGCAUGCCGCUCAGCAGAGAACAAAGGAAGGCACGCAACGCCCAAUAUGAGAGAGAGAGGCGGAACGUAAUCGCGGAGGCAACAUGUGAACUGGCUGAGGCGGCCGGCUGUGAUCAAUCUGUAUCCGUCGCGACUCUUCUAACUUCGGUGUUGGACCUAUUCGAGAGUAGCGCAAAAAGAGAUCCAUCUGAUAGCAUAGAAGCUAUGAAGCAGGAAAACGAGGAUAUUCAGAAGGAGAGUGAG